GUACUGUGGUGUGAUCCAGCGGCUCCAGCCAUCGUAAACAGCCACUACAGUGCGUCCAGAGUUCUUGAGCUAAACAAAACUAAUGUAAUUGGUGCGUCCUUUGGUUAAUGAAGUGGUGAACUCCUUCACACACUUAACAUGCGCAGGUCCAUAGGGGACCGACACUGUCCCGUCGUCGUCCUCUGCCUGCUCGUCGCCUGUUUAUUUGUCGUCAAACAAGUAGAAGGGGAAGCGGAGGGAGCUCCGGCGAGUCGCGCAGUAUUCACGGAGUAUUUCAGGCAACUUACCCGGCAAAGAAGCGCCCUAAAUCGGCCCGCGCGAAGCAGGGCCCAGCCGGAGGCUGUGGAGCUUCUGACCAAGAACGACGUGUUCAUCGCGGUGAAGACCACCAGCAAAUACCACAGGAGCAGACUGGAGCUACUUUUGGACACAUGGAUCUCCAACAAUAUGCAACAUACGUAUGUAUUCACCGACAGCGAGGACACAGCACUGAGGAAGCGGAUGGGCGUUCACCUGAUCACCACCAAUUGCUCGGCAGCUCACAGCCGACAAGCACUCUCUUGUAAAAUGGCGGCCGAGUACGACGCCUUCCUCAGUUCCAACAAAAAAUGGUUCUGUCACGUGGAUGACGACAACUACCUGAACAUCUUUGCACUUUUGAGACUGCUCUCUCAGUACAGCCACACGAGCGACGUCUAUAUUGGGCGGCCCAGUAUAGAGCGGCCCUUAGAGGUCAUAGAGACGCUCGCCAAUGCUAAAAUGAGGAAGGUUGUGUUCUGGUUCGCUACAGGUGGUGCUGGUUUCUGUCUGAGUCGUGGCCUAGCCAUCAAGAUGCGACCGUGGGCCAGUGAGGGUUCAUUCCUAUCGACAGCUGAACAAAUCCGUCUUCCGGACGACUGUGUGGUGGGCUACAUCGCAGGGGCGUUACUGGGCGUGGGCCUCACCCGCUCACCACUCUUCCAUUCUCACUUGGAGAGCCUAGCACUAUUGACGCGGCUUCAGGAACAGGUGACUCUCAGCUACAACAUACACGAGAGAAACACAGUCAACCUCAAAGGACCCUUUUCACGUCAACAAGAUCCAACAAGGUUCAAGGGUGUGCAUUGUAUUUUGUAUCCACACACAUCCUGGUGCCAGCAUUGAAUGCAGCCAGACGGAAAAGAAACAGUCUCAUGUUUUUGGCAAUCAAAAUGACGAAGAAUCUGGGUUAAAGACAAUAAGAACAUGGGGACAUGUCAAUGACAAGUCCCAUCUUUGGGAGUGAGCGUUUUUCUUUUUUUAAACUAUGCAUUCUUGCAAAGUUUGAAGCAACAAGCCACAUUAUGUCAUAUGGGUAUGUUAACUUGAUGAUUUGUUGUUUCAUCAAAAGUACAGUUUCUUUUCUUGUUUUCAAGAUGUGCUUGUUAUGUUGUAUUAUUUAUCUCCCAAAACCAGUUAUCUUUGGGUUACAGUUCAAACCUUUUGUCUUUACCUACAAAUAACCAAGAUAGCUCAUUUUUGCACUUUUUGGUUGAAUAAAAAAAAUAAUGCAUUGGUUUUGUAUAUCACUUUUUUGUAACUAAAGAUGCUUUACAUUGCAUUAUUCUUCCACUCUGCCCUGGGGCUGUCUGACAGAAGCGAGGCAGCCAAUUUACACCAUUGGCCCUUCUGACCACCAUCAACCACUCGUUCUAAAAACGACUCUCACACAGCCAAGUUGGGAGAAGUAUCUUGCCCAAGAAUACUGCAACAAUUGGUGCAAGUGGGAGGAAGUGGGAGUUGGAAUCUAACCCCCAAUGCUCCAGUCAGACCCGUUCUACCAACCACUCAACCACCGGUGCCACUAACGUCAUGUGGGUUGAGUUCUUUAAAUUUAGGAUUGGGGUCCAGAAACUACCAAGAAGAAUAAUUGUUUUGACAACCAAAAAAGGCUGUUUUUUUUCUUACGCACUAAGUGAAAAAUGGUGAUUUGCCUGCAAAUAAAACAUGGCAUGCAUAAAACUUUUUACUUUAUUUUUCAAUUUGGUUGAAAAACAGGUUACUAGCAAGGCCUGGGAAUCGAGCUGGUGUCCACACACCAGCUGUUCUGAUCUGAGGUAAAAAGCUUUCUUUCAUUGCGUUCAUUCCAUAAUUAGACAGCUGUCUUAUUUUUUUCAAAUCAGCUGCCGUCACCCGUCAUGAUGUUCAAAACUCUGCUUUGUCUUUUGAUGUCUGGCAAGCAGCACUGGAUGCUGCUGCUAGCACAUGUUGCCUUUGCUCAUCCUUUCAAUGGAAGCUUCCGCCAACAAAAUGAUUCUUUAGCGGAAACGUCAUUGUACAGAAAUGACAACAUCCCCAUAUUACUGGAAAUGUAACACAGUAACCUGGCCAAUUGUCUUACUUUGCACAUGCUCAUUUUUUGUGUAUUGCAGCUCAAGCUACGCUACAUUGUUACUUUUGAUUGUUACCUUAAUGUGAAAGAAAGCUGAACUCUACGGGUAUGUUCUCACUGUAGGCUGAAGUGACCUAAUUCAGAUUUUUUUGCCUUUAUUAUGUGUGUUAUUGCUGUUCUAUGCAUACAGUAUGUGACAAUAUUGCAAUCUGAACAUACCCUGCAUAUAGUAUUUACUAUUCAAAUGGCUUUAGAAAACAGGAGUUAAAUGGUGUUUUUUUUUUUUUUUUUUUUUUGUUUUUUUUUUGUUUUUUUUUUGUUUCAUUUAAGCUAAGCAAAAUGCCUUUAUGAUGUCAGCUAGCAAGUUAGCUCACAGCAAAAGAAAGCUAAUUUUUUGUUUCUCAUUGGUUUUGUGUUGAACAUUGGCUACUUGUGAAGAUUCUAUUCGGAGUGCACAUCAUAUGAUGUGUUUAUUUGUGUUACUGAAAUGAUGUAUUGAAUACAAAUAAUGCCUUUGAAGGAGUGUUCUUCAGACUCACAUUGGGUCGUUUUGUUUAAAUAAAAUUUUGUUGGAUUGCAUCCCUCUUUCAUCAAAUUAUGUGAUACAAUUAGCUCUCUGUCCAGUAUUUGGACAAUUUUACUGACGAGGCACAGAAAACAUUUUGCUGAAAUGUAUAUUUUACCUACACCUCGUGGCUGAAUUUGGUACUGCAACAAUCGCUUAUUUAUUUUUUUCUCAGUGGAACUAAACUUGAUUAGAAUUUAUUGCCUCGGGUCGAUGAUUAAUAUAAUAACAAUUAUUCAUUCAUUCAUUCAUUCAUUUUCCAUAAUUAAUGAAAUAUAAAUGUGGCAGUCGAAAUUCGAUGUUAAUUGCCACUUAUUAAUAGACUGAAUAUUAAAAAUACUGGUCCUUCUAAAAAAAUUGCAUAAUGAGAUAAAGUUC
Molecule: messenger RNA, 3293 nt
Organism: Corythoichthys intestinalis (scribbled pipefish)
Lineage: Eukaryota; Metazoa; Chordata; Actinopteri; Syngnathiformes; Syngnathidae
Product: beta-1,3-N-acetylglucosaminyltransferase lunatic fringe-like
Exons: 8
Coding region: 139-1143 (334 amino acids)
Biological process (GO): regulation of Notch signaling pathway
Cellular component (GO): membrane
Molecular function (GO): O-fucosylpeptide 3-beta-N-acetylglucosaminyltransferase activity
Source: RefSeq, a predicted model, not a curated record